Molecule: messenger RNA, 5372 nt
Organism: Chelonia mydas (Green sea turtle)
Lineage: Eukaryota; Metazoa; Chordata; Testudines; Cheloniidae
Gene: KANK2
Product: KN motif and ankyrin repeat domains 2
Biological process (GO): negative regulation of intracellular estrogen receptor signaling pathway; negative regulation of G1/S transition of mitotic cell cycle; negative regulation of cell population proliferation
Cellular component (GO): cytoplasm
Molecular function (GO): protein binding
Source: RefSeq, a predicted model, not a curated record
GCCCCAGGGCGCUGGGCUGGCUGGUCACUUUCAGAGGGAGUCUCUGCCCGGGAGACUGGGAAACUGACAGCGGAGGGAAAAACGAUUCUGACCCCGCGCGGCGCCGCCAUCCCGAUGCCCCCGGCCCCCCGAACCGCCGGUUCCCGUUAAACCGAGACCUUUCUUCUCGCUCGCCAGGUCGGGACGGGGGAGGAGAGUCCGACGUGGGGACGGGGUUUCUCCCAAGGUCAUGGGGCUGCGUCUUCCCGCUUGCUAAGGGCUCCCCGGGAUUUCGGUGACAGGCUGAGGCGGGGACCCGGGCCGGGAUGGCGCAGGUGCUGCACAUGGAGUCCGGUUUCCCAGGGAAGCCCACCCCCACCUCCCCCGCCGCCUUCGGGGCCCAGGAGCCGCAGCUGCCCUACUCGGUGGAGACGCCGUACGGCUACCGCCUCGACCUGGACUUCCUGAAGUACGUGGACGACAUCGAGAAAGGCAACACCAUCCGGCGGGUCCCGGUGCACCGGCGGCCCCGGCACAGCUCCCUGCCCCGCGGCGCCGGAUCCUGGUGGACUUCCACCGAGUCCCUGUGCUCCAACGCCAGCCUGGACAGCCGCCACUCCUCCUACUCCUACUGCGCCCCCGGCUUCUACCCCCCGGGCGGGACGGGCGCCUUCAACGCCCGCGUGGAGAAGACCCUGCUGGACGCCCGCAAGAAGCUGGAGGACCAGGCGGGGGGCCUGGGGAGCCUGCACAGCAGCGUCUCGGGCUCCACCAGCUCCCUGCUGGGCGGGCAGCCCCCCGGCGCGCAGGCCGGGUUCACCCCGCUGGGCUCGGGGCUGUCCACGCCCGUGUGCCCCAGCCCCGGGCACCUGCAGCAUGUGCGGGAGCAGAUGGCCGUGGCCCUGCAGAAGCUGCGGCAGCUGGAGGAGCAGGUGAAGGUGAUCCCGGUGCUGCAGGUGAAGGUCUCGGUGCUGCAGGAGGAGAAGCGGCAGCUCAGCGUCCAGCUGAAGAGCCAGAAGUUCCUGGGCCACCCAGGCGGGUUUGGGAAGGGCAAAGCCAGGGGCGAGCUCUACAUCGAGAUCCCGGAGGAGGGCGGGGGCGGGGAGGGGGCCACCUCCCCGCUGCGGGGGAGCCGGAGGCCGGAUUCGGGGGGCUCGGCCCCCCUGAGCCCCCCGCCGGCGGCAGAGCGGAAGGAGGUGAGGUCGGUGGGGGUGGGGACGUCGGAACCGGGGGACCGGCGGAGCGUGGGGGUGGGGGUGAGCGAGCAGGAGCUGGUGCCGGAGGGCAGCGCCAGGGCCGCGCUCGCCCUGUCGGCCAAGGUCGCCGUGCUGGAGAAGCAGCUGCAGAAGGCCCUCCGGGAGCUGCAGGGGGCCCAGCAGAAGCUGCGCAGCCGGGCACGGCCGGGCAGGGAGGGGGCCGCGGGGCAGCGGCGGGCGGAGGGACGCCCCGGCUGGCAGCAGCAGGAGGUGCCCGUCAAGGCGGACACGGUCAAGGUGAUCCAGGUGCAGCGGGAGCCGGAGAUCGCCGCCAGCAAGGCCACGGGCGUGGCCCACCGGCCGCAGCGGGCACAGAGCCUGGAGACCAAGGAGCCCUACGCUAGCCUGCGGGCCCUGACCCGGGGGGAGCCGGGGACGCCGCCCCAGGCCGUGGUGGUGGAGACCUUCCCCGUCCACGCCGCCGCGCCCCACGCCGCCCCCAUCCACGGCGUUAAGAAGAUCAGCAUCGUGGCCGAGCCCCGCGGGGAGGAGACGGGCCCGGGCGGUGGAGCCUCGCCAGAGCCCCCCGGAGCCCCCCAGAAGCCAGAGGCUGCAGUCGCCCCGGACCUUGUCCCAGCUCAGCCAGCUGCACCGUGUCCAAGCAAGGCAGAGGACCCAGCCUCGGCGCAGGGGGGCGUCAGAACCGGCACGAAGCGGCAGGGGGAGGCCCCGGAGAUGGCGGGCAAGAAAAGUCUCCAGUUUGUGGGCGUCAACGGCGGGUACGAGUCCACUUCCUCGGGCUCCAGCACAGCCGAGAACUCCUCCGACAACGAGAGCACGGAGAGCGAGUACCAUGAGGCCAGCGAGGGGCCCCCGGCGGGGCAGGUGCCGGCCCCCCAGAGAGUCCUGGCAGAGGGCAACACGGCGACGGCAGGGGAACCCCCCAGCACGGCACAAGGAAGAACCACUGGGACAGGACUCAGCCCGGAGUUGUUAGCGGCCUGUGAAACCCUGCGGAAGUACCUGGAGAGCCCAGACCUGCUCAUGGACAAGGAGAUGAAGGCCGCCUACACCCUGGUGCUGCAGGACUGGCUGCAGCUGUCGUGCCACAGGGAGGCUGCCCCUGAGGCCGUGGGGGGGCGCCUGGCCGCGUACCGCGCCCUCUCACCCCGGCUGCUGGAGUUCGUCCUCAACAUGGCGGACGGGAACGGGAACACGGCCCUGCACUACACCGUCUCACACUCCAACUUCCCCGUUGUCCAGCGCCUCCUGGAGACCGGCCUGUGCAACGUGGACAAGCAGAACAAAGCAGGCUACACGGCCAUCAUGCUGACGGCGCUGGCCGCCACCCGCUCCGACAAGGACAUGGCCACCAUCCAGCAGCUGCUGCAGCUGGGCGACGUCAACGCCAAGGCCAGCCAGGCAGGGCAGACGGCCCUGAUGCUGGCCGUGAGCCACGGGCGCCAGGACAUGGUGGGGGCUCUGCUGGCCUGCGCGGCCGACGUGAACCUGCAGGACGCCGACGGCUCGACGGCCCUGAUGUGCGCCUGCGAGCACGGCCACGCCGAGAUCGCCCGCCUGCUGCUGGCCACGCCCGCCUGCCACGUGGGCCUGGCCGACCACGACGGCAGCACGGCCCUGUCCAUCGCGCUGGAGGCCGGGCAGAACGACAUCGCCGCCAUGCUCUACGCCCACAUGAACUUCGCCAAGCCGCCUUCCCCGGGGACCCCAAAGCAGCCAAAAGCUGAGACCGCAGCAGCCGUCCUGCCCACCGAGGCUCAGUAGCGGAGGAGGGACCUGCCGUGUUUCUCGCCCAGGCAGCCCCGAAGACAGCGAUCGCGAUGUGGGGGGAGGAAGGGGGCGGGUCUCGAGGGAAUGCCGUCCACCCCAAGCACUGAAACUUACGAAGGCCCGUCCCUCCUGCGGUCCGAGCCGAGCCGCUGGAGCCUCUGCGUCAGCCGGAGCCGGGGGGCGGCUGCCGCUGGCUGGGGGGAGUUGGGAUGGAUGUUGGGGGGCAGCAAGGACACGAGACAAAGGAAGCCGGAGACAAGCUCAGUGGUGGAAAUCGGGCAGCUGCGUUUUCUACGUCUCCACUGGAUUCGGUCCCACAGGGAAGGACCCGCGACUGUGGGCCCUGUCACAGCUGGUUUGACAGGCUCCGCUCCAGCAGCAGCUGCAUCGCCCUGGCCUGCUUCUGGCAGACACGGGAUUCCCGUCCAGGGGCCAUUCCUACACGCCAUGGAAAUUCACGCGAGCCGGGAGCUCCCCUCCCCUGUCCCCCCAUUGGACUGUAGCUGGAGACGGGGGGCUCUUUGGUGCAUUGUGGGUACUCCGUCCAUCUUCAGGUGACAGACCCAGACUCCUCCUGUGCGUGUGACCUUGGGCAAGUCACAUUCUGUCGCUCUGUGCCUCAGUUUCCCGUCUGGAUUUUUUUUCCCCACUUAAAAAAGCUGGCUCUACUCCAUGUUAUUUCUGUGAUGGAAGCAGCUGGGGCUCUGUUUCUAGAAUCGAUUUUAAAGGGAGCAGGUUUUUAAAAAAAACCUUCCUAAAAAUUCCAGCCUGGUAAAUACCCACACAACUCAUAGGGUGUUAACUGUCUGGAGGUUGCAUGGAUUAAUUACCCUACCUGGCCAGUAGGGGGCAGCACCUCCUCUCUCUCUAUACUUACCUAGCUCUCUAUAUAAAAAGAACAGGAGGACUUGUGGCACCUUAGAGACUAACCAAUUUAUUUGAGCAUAAGCUUUCGUGGGCUACAGCUCACUUCAUCGGAUGCAUUCAGUGGAAAAUACAGUGGGGAGAUUUAUAUCCACAGAACAUGAAGCAAUGGGUGUUACCAUACACACUGUAAGGAGAGUGAUCGCUUAAGGUGAGCUAUUACCAGCAGGAGAGCCGGGGGGGACCUUUUGUAGUGAUGAUCAAGGUGGGCCAUUUCCAGCAGUUGACAAGAACGUGUGAGGAAGUGUUUGUGUGGGGGGAAGGGCGGGGGAAUAAACAAGGGGAAACAGUUUUACUUUGUGUAAUGACCCAUCCACUCCCGGUCUCUAUUCAAGCCUAAGUUAAUGGUGUCCAGUUUGCAAAUUAAGUCCAAUUCAGCAGUCUCUGGUUGGAGUCUGUUUUUGAAGUUUUGUUGUUGAAGAAUUGCCACUUUUAGGUCUGAAAUCGAGUGUCCAGGGAGGUUGACGUGUUCUCCGACUGGUUUUUGAAUGUUAAAAUUCUUGACGUCUGAUUUGUGUCCGUUUAUUCUUUUACGUAGAGACUGUCCGGUCUGGCCAACGUACAUGGCAGAGGGGCAUUGCUGGCACAGGAUGGCAUAGACCACCCAUUUUUUCAUGUUCUCUGUGCAUAUCAAAUCUCCCCACUGUAUUUUCCACUGCAUGCAUCCGAUGAAGUGAGCUGUAGCCCACGAAAGCUUCUGCUCAAAUAAAUUGGUUAGUCUCUGAGGUGCCACAAGGACUCCUGUUCCUCUUGCGGAUACAGACUCACACGGCUGCUCCUCUGGAACCCAGCUCUAUGUAUCUUUGAGCUGCAAGAACAAAACCUUUUAAGUGCCAAACUUCUCCCAAAAGACAUUUCUCUCCGGCCAAAGGACGGGAAAGAAAUUGGAACCAAAGGGUGUGGCAAGUGGUUUUAAAAAGAAAGAACUAAGAAGGGAAACAUUCCAAUUUUAUACCAAAUCUAUAGAUUAAUAUACGCCAAGAAUAGAACGACAGAUCUACGUUACUUUACCGCCCGGUAUUUAGGGCCUCGGCGGACGCAGACGGCCGGACGCAGAGGGCAGGGCUGGCUGCAGCGUUCACAGACCCGCCGGGUGUUUAGCUUCCACAUUUACACUCUGCCUUGGUAUGAGCCAGUCAGACUUUUAGGGUGAUGUCUUAUUUUCCCCUCCCCUCCCCCUCCACCCCGACAUUUGGGGCUUGGUUCAAAGCCGCGGUACAAAUCUGUGUCUUUUUUUUUUUAAGCUUCCAUUUGCUGUCUGACCCACCCCACCCCCCAGCCAUGUUUAUUGAACAUUUUAUAAUCCCCCCCCCGCCCGCGCACGCUAGGGCAGUAUCCUGGGGAGGGGGGCGGUGAGCUCAGCACUCAGUUUAUACCUGGGGGGGCUGUUUAGUCGCACAUACAAAGAGGUGUAUUCGCUGAUGUCAGUAUUACGUUAAUCCCAUUUAUAACCUGUUAAAAAUAAAGCUCUUGGAAAAACGA